Molecule: messenger RNA, 2746 nt
Organism: Meleagris gallopavo (turkey)
Lineage: Eukaryota; Metazoa; Chordata; Aves; Galliformes; Phasianidae
Source: RefSeq, a predicted model, not a curated record
GGGGCUUGUCCCCACAUGGGGUAUUCUCUUUUUCUCCAGGCCAAGCGCAAACUGGACCUGGAGGGUCCUGAGCUCCACACACCGAAGGGGAAGGGCAGGACUCUGGUACAGAUCCCCAGCCCCAGGACCCCCAAGUCCCCGGGUGAGAAGACACGCUAUGACACCUCGCUGGGGCUGCUCACCAAGAAGUUCACCCUCCUGCUGAGCGAGUCGCCCGAUGGGGUGCUGGACCUCAACCGCGCCGCUGAGCUCCUGGAGGUGCAGAAACGCCGCAUCUACGACAUCACCAACGUCCUGGAGGGCAUCCAGCUCAUCCGCAAGAAGUCCAAGAACCACAUCCAGUGGAUGGGGACGGGGAUCUUUGAGGAUGCGGCGGUGGCAGCCAGGCAGCAGGUGCUGCUUGGGGAGCUGGCUGAACUGGGCAGAGCAGAGAGGGCUCUGGACCAGGUCCUGCAGGAGUGCAGCCUGCAUCUGCGGCAGCUGACGGAUGAUGGAGCCAACCAGAGGCUGGCGUACGUCACCUACCAGGACCUCCGUGCCAUCAGCAGCUUCCAGGAGCAGACAGUGAUUGCUGUGAAAGCCCCCCCGGAGACGCAGCUGGAAGUGCCUGACCUCAGCGAGGACAACCUGCAGCUGCACCUGAAAAGCACCAAUGGUCCCAUUGAGGUCUACCUGUGCCCAGAGGAGAUCCCGGAGGACAGCCCUACCAAGGACCAUGAUGUCCCCUCCAGUCCUGUGCUGCGGGACAGCAGCACCCAACCCUCCCUUCAGAACAGCCCAGAGCCCCCCGUAUCCCUACAGCCGCCCAACAGCCACCGUGCCCCAUCCUUAUCCCCAUCCCCUCCCCUCUCCAGCCCUGCAGAGCCCCACUCUCUGCUGGAGGUGGGCACAGGGCUGCUGGACUCCCCCCAUCACCUCUUGCAGCAGACAGAGGACCAGCUGCCCUGCGCCCCUUCCUACCUGGACUCGGUGCCCUUCAUCCCCUUCUCACCCCCCCUGGAGCAGGAUGAAUACCUCUGGGGACUGGAGGGUGGCGAGGGGAUCAGUGACCUCUUUGAGGCAUAUGACCUGAGUGAGCUGCUGAAGGACUGAGUCUCCUCCGUUCCCCACUGCUCCAUCCCUGUCCCCACAGCUGGGGAAGGGAGCACAGUGCCCUGGAUGGCUUUGCUGGGGGAAUUGGGGGUCUCCACCCCGACUGCUCCAUGGGCUGCUGGCAGACCUUUGGGUGCUUGGGUACCCCAGGCCUUUGGGUAUGGGGUUGGGGGCACCCGCCUAGCAGUAAUGGGGCCCCUGCCAGAAGGAGCUGUGUUGGGGAGUGGGGAGGGGGUCACGUUUUGGGGGCACUCCAGUUGCUCCCCAGUUAGAGUGGUGCUUUGGGGUGGUGGAUGCUUGUUUGGAACCCUGCGGGGCACCUCCAACUGUGUGGGUUGGAGCUGAUGGUCAAGAGGCACUGAGCAGGCACUCCCUCUGCUAUCACUGAAAUAUCAAUAAGGAAUAAUGAGCCGAGAUGAAGGCAGCUUUUCUUCAAGAGGAGGAUGCUCAACUUGGGGAUGGGGGCACUUCGCCUGCAGCCUCUUAAAACAGAGCCAUGGGCAAAUGGGGCGUCCAUGUGCCGUGAUGGUGCUUGGGGGGAUGGACACUGGGGCUUAAUGGGGCAGAGAGGUGGCAGUUGGUACCUGUGGGGGGGAUCGGGAGCAGUGUGGGACAGAUCAGCUUUUCCCAAACUGCAUCACUUUCCCCUCCUCACUGCGGAGGCUUUAGCAUUGCAGAGGUUUUCCCCUGGAUGGCAUCGGGCUGGGAAUGGCCAUGCGGGUUUUCUCCAUCCUGGUGAUGUGGGGUCAGGGUGGCCCCACCAGCACAAAGGAGACAUCCCAGGGAAGUCCUCCCCAUGGAAAAACGUGUGUUAAUUAUUGCACUGUAUUUAUACAGGACCCACCUCUGACACAGCGCUGUUGGGGGUUCAGGAUUCAGUUUUUGAGUGUAUUUAAGUUGUCCUUUUUGGGUUUGCUCUGCUGCAGUUUGGUUGGGAUGCGGUGUGGGUGAGAAAUGUGUGGCAUGUGGUGUUCUCUGCCUGGGAGGGGAUGAAAGAUGAAAUAAAACUUAUGAGUUGUCAGCAAAAUACCGGUUGUUCAUGGUGUGUUGUGGAUGUUCGAUGUCUGCUGGUACCCAGUGAUGUUGGGUGGUACCCAGUGAUGCCUGUUGAUGUCUGGUUGGUAACCUUUUAUGUCCAGUGGUACCCAGUGAUGUCCAAAAAUACUCUGUCUGCUAGCACCCUGUGGUACCCUAUGAUGUUGAGUGGUACCCAGUGAUGUCCAGUGAUACUCAAUGUCUGAUGAUACCCAGAGAUGUCUGGUGAUGUCCAGUGGUACCCAGUGAUGUCUGAUGGUACCCUGUGGUGUCCAGUGAUACUCAACAUCUGGUGAUGCCCAAAGAUGUUGAGUGGUAUCCCGUAAUGCCCAGUGAUACUCAGUGUCUGAUGAUACCCGGUGAUGUUGGGUGGUACCCAGAGAUGUCUGGUGAUGUCCAGUGGUAUCCAAUGGUACCCAGUGAUGUCCGGUGAUAUUCAACAUCUGCUGAUGCCCAAUGAUGUCGAGUGGUACCCAGUGGUGCUCAGUGUCUGAUGAUACCCAGCGAUGCCCAGUGAUGUCGGGUGGUACCCAGUGAUGUCCAGUAAUACUCAGUGUCUGGUGACAUGCACUGACGUCCAGUGAUGAUAUCCAGUGGCACCCAGUGACGCCCGCUGCUA